GGCCGCUCCGAGGUGAACGGCGCCGAGACGGGCUCGCGGCGCGGGGAGGCCGGGCGCGCCGCCGCUAUGAAUUCCGCCGAGCAGACCGUUACGUGGCUCAUUACCUUGGGGGUGCUGGAGUCGCCCAAGAAAACCAUCUCGGACCCGGAGGGCUUCCUGCAGGCGUCUCUGAAGGAUGGGGUGGUCCUCUGCAGGCUGCUGGAGCGCCUGCUGCCCGGGACCAUCGAGAAAAUCUACCCGGAGCCCCGGAGCGAGGGCGAGUGCCUGAGCAACAUCCGCGAGUUCCUGCGAGGCUGCGGGGCGUCCCUGCGCCUGGAGACAUUUGAUGCAAACGAUUUGUAUCAGGGGCAGAAUUUCAACAAGGUCCUCAGCUCCUUAGUGACUCUAAAUAAAGUAACAGCAGACAUCGGCCUGGGAAGUGACUCCGUGUGUGCCCGGCCCUCCUCUCACCGGAUCAAGUCUUUUGACUCCCUGGGAUCCCAGCCUUCGCACGGUCGGACUUCAAAAUUGUUCCAGGGCCAGUAUCGGAGUUUGGACAUGACGGAUAAUAGCAACAAUCAGCUGGUCGUAAGAGCCAAGUUUAACUUCCAGCAGACGAAUGAAGACGAGCUGUCCUUUGCGAAAGGCGACGUCAUCCACGUCACGCGGGUGGAGGAAGGGGGCUGGUGGGAGGGCACGCACAGCGGCAGGACCGGCUGGUUCCCCAGCAACUACGUGCGCGAGAUCAAGCCCAGCGAAAAGCCCGUGUCACCCAAAUCUGGAGCCUUGAAGAGCCCUCCCAAAGGAUUUGAUACAACUGCCAUUAACAAAAGCUAUUACAACGUGGUGCUACAGAAUAUUUUGGAAACAGAAAAUGAAUAUUCUAAAGAACUUCAGACUGUGCUUUCAACCUAUCUACGGCCACUGCAGACCACUGAGAAGUUAAGUUCAGCAAACACUUCAUAUUUAAUGGGAAAUCUAGAAGAAAUAUGUUCUUUCCAGCAAAUGCUUGUACAGUCUUUAGAAGAAUGUACCAAGAUGCCGGAAGCUCAGCAGAGAGUCGGAGGCUGCUUUCUGAACCUGAUGCCGCAGAUGAAGACCUUGUACCUUGCGUAUUGUGCCAACCACCCGUCUGCAGUGAGCGUCCUCACGGAGCACAGUGAAGAGCUGGGCGAGUUCAUGGAGAUGAAGGGCGCCAGCAGCCCAGGCAUUCUCGUGCUGACCACCGGCCUCAGCAAGCCGUUCAUGCGCCUGGACAAGUACCCUGCGCUGCUCAAGGAGCUGGAGAGACACAUGGAGGAUUAUCAUCCAGAUAGACAAGAUAUUCAGAAAUCCAUGACUGCCUUCAAAAACCUUUCAGCGCAGUGUCAGGAAGUACGGAAAAGGAAGGAGCUGGAGCUGCAGAUCCUGACGGAAGCCAUCCGGAGCUGGGAGGGGGAUGACAUUAAGACCCUGGGCAACGUCAUUUACAUGUCCCAGGUCCUGAUUCAGUGCGCUGGGAGCGAGGAAAAGAAUGAACGAUAUCUUCUGCUCUUCCCAAAUAUUUUGCUAAUGUUGUCUGCCAGUCCUAGGAUGAGUGGUUUUAUAUACCAGGGAAAGCUACCAACGACAGGAAUGACAAUCACAAAGCUUGAGGACAGUGAAAAUCAUAGAAAUGCAUUUGAAAUAUCAGGGAGCAUGAUUGAGCGGAUCUUAGUGUCCUGCAGCAACCAGCAGGACCUGCACGAGUGGGUGGACCAUCUGCAGAAGCAGACGAAGGUCACCUCUGCGGGAAACCCCACCAUUAAGCCUCACUCUGUGCCGUCUCACACCCUCCCCUCCCACUCGGUCACCCCGUCCAGCAAGCAUGCGGACAGCAAGCCCGUGCCGCUGACGCCCGCCUACCACACGCUGCCUCACCCCUCGCACCACGGCACUCCACACACCACCAUCAACUGGGGGCCCCUGGAGCCUCCGAAGACCCCCAAGCCCUGGAGCCUGAGCUGCCUGCGACCCGCACCCCCUCUCCGGCCCUCAGCUGCGCUCUGCUACAAGGAGGAUCUCAGCAAGAGUCCCAAGACCAUGAAAAAGCUGCUCCCCAAGCGCAAGCCCGAGCGGAAGCCUUCGGACGAGGAGUUUGCGCUGAGGAAAAGCACGGCUGCGCUGGAGGAGGAUGCCCAGAUCCUGAAGGUCAUCGAGGCUUACUGCACCAGCGCCAAGACCCGGCAGACGCUCAACUCAAAUACAGCCGUACGAACGCUUUUGUAUUUUAUACUGAAACCACGCAGGUUUGUGGUCUAAGUGCCAGCGACACGGAGGAGACCCUGGCCUUCCGUACAGGGAUGUAAUUUUGUGUGUGUACUGGACGCGGCGACCCAGUAGCUGUGGAGAGAUAAGAAGACGACCCGUGCCCCGAGAGCGCCGAGUCCAGAUCAGACGGCCGAGUGCCGGGCUGCCCCAGGGCCCUGGGCGCCGCGAGGAGCCUCUGUCGGCGUGGCGGCGCGUGGGGGCCCGGCCGGGCGGGAGCGCUAGUGGCGAGUCCGCACGCCACAGGCGGCCGGCUCCGCAGCCCCGCUUCUCCGCGGGCCGGGCCCCUACGCGCCGCCACGCCAGACUUCCCUUAGUUGGAGGAGUUUCUCUUGAGAGGCACGUGGCGAGCCUGUGCCACCGCAGCGAAGGGUUAAAGCCCCGCCCCCUAGCGCGUGGGUCAGGCUGUGUCCGGCCGGUCGCAGGCGGUGCUCCCGGCAUCCACGUCCGAGCCCACUGCCCGUGACGGGCGCAUGGCUGCUUUUCAGCAAGAGCUGCCGUGAGACUCCCCGGACGGCCCCCGGUGGAACGUCACCCUCACUCUUGAUCGUAACGGGGUUAUGAGUCGCCCGAAAACCUGCUGAGUCGCCACGUAACUCACUUGCAAGAACGUCUCAGAUUUGGAGGGACCCCCCCGCUUCCCUGGGAUUCGUUGUAAGGAGACCUCACUGCCCUCCCUCAGACCGAUUUCUGCCGCAGCAAGAACUGAAUGCGCCCCGUUGCAUUCGGCGGCAGCACUCAGUCCACACCCGGUCCACGCUGGAGAGGAGAGCGGGGUCCCUCCCGCGCACGCCUGGCUUGGCGUUCAGGUGGGACCGGAGGUGGUGUGUUAAGGACUCCUUGAAACCAGUUUCAGAAAACGAGAUGCCGUAAUAAGUGGGAGGAACAUUUUCUCCUCCCUUCAGGGUGGCCGGGACCCUCUGCUCCCGCCACACCUCCCCCGCCAAAACCAUGUGUUCGGUGUUCUGACCUUGUCUGCACAGAGCGGCUCUGCUGUGCUCCGCCCUGUGUCGGGGGGCUGGUCCCACUGCUCACAGCCCGAGGUGCCCUCCAUCCUUCCCGGCAGGAGGCCCCCCCCCAUUGUUUAGGGAGCCGGCACCCUCAGAACUGCAUGCAGGGAGGUGGUUAGGAAAACCAGGAAAUCCAAACGUCUGUCUGUUGUUCCCAGGUAGCUACUCAACUACUUAUGCCAUCUGGAGGUUUCAAGUUUUUGUAUCAAUUAGUAUGAAUAAGAAAGUGGAGGAGCAAUCUUUUAAUAUUCGUCGGAGCCCAGUAUUCACCCGUGGUAGAGACGGGCUUAUAUACAUACGUUCAUAGCAAAUGGGAUUGUGGGAGAAAUAGGAUAACUCCAAGGUUCACAUACUUAAUAUCAUGCAGUGAAUUUAGAAGCGUUUUGUUUUACUUUAUAUCACAUCAAGUAACACAUUGCAGCUUUUCUGAUACUCACAGUAGAGGGUCUUUUGUUUGCUCGGAGACUGUGAUAACGUGUGUUGGCUUACACGCCUCGACCAUGCCUUAGUGAGUCUGGGUUGUCGUGUCAUGUGCUGUGUGCACCACAGCUGCUGCACUUGGGUUUCUCUUUAACACCAAGUGUCAUUUGGGUUGUCCUGAUGAGACAUUUUCGUUGAUAUUCUGUACACCAAAGUUUUGACAUUUUCUCAUCAUUCCUUUUUGUGCCAGUUAAAGCCAUUUUGACGAUGAUUUUUUUGUUGAUGCUAAGAUCACUGCAGAAUAACAACCUGGCUAUUUGUUUGUUUGGAUUUGUUCUGAUGUCUGGCACCAUUAGCUCUUGUGACCUGGUUGGAAGUAUUAGUGCCACUGGCUUGAAAACAGUUCUCAUGUGGCAGUAGUGAUGUGGCAUCCCAAGGCCAGUGUUUCUACUUUGGUGGAACUUUAGUCAUGCUGAAAUAGUACCUUACAUUUAUGCAAUUCUGUAAUAUCUAUGUGUACAGUUAGUAUUAUAACGAAAGGGUGAAGAAUCUGAACUAGAAGGUAGGUUUAAGCCAUUACCAGGCGCUUUUGCAAAUGGCCUAAACGGUUUCCCAUUGAAUUGACACUUGCCACAAGUAUAUAAGCUAUAUUAAUUAUGUGUUUUGCAUAAAAUUGCGAAAACACAGUGAUUUGUAUAUAGUGGUAUAAGACCUUGAAAAAAAUCUAUAUAUUGUGCUUUUUAUUUGUGAACGGGAAAGCCAUUUUCACUGGGUGACUGCCGUUUGAGACUCAGUGGGAUGUAUACCUGAACGUUGCAUUGUACUGUACAGUAUGCAUAUUGUUUGUGGUUGCAUAUGGCAAUGAAGUGUUUGUUUUAUAUAUAUAAAAAAGACAUCUGUUAUGUACAGUUGAAAUAAAUUCUGCAUUUGCUAGCCUGUGGCCUUUAGUAUUUGUUACGUGGGGCGGAGGGCGUAGCAGAGUUUGCAGCUUGACGCUUGCUGUUUGAAUGUAGCCUCUUCCGCAGGGAGGCCGGGCAGUAGAACACCUCUUAUCUGCCUUGAUAGCAAAGCUUGCACCUUCUUAGGUUAAGUGUGUUCUGGACGAUGCAAGGUGACUCUUUGUAUAUUUUUAUUUCAUCUGUUCUCCUCGAAUUUUUUUUAAAACAAGUUUUCAAUCACUGGGAUGUUUGUUUUCAGAAAGAAGAGUUCUCUCUUUUUUGAUAGGGGUGGGGAUGUGUGCAUAAACGGAAAAAAGCCCCGACUUGAACGUUUCUUACCGAGACUGAGAUCAGUUUUUAAUCUUUGUUUGGUAAAGUGCAUGUCCAGCUGACUAGGAAAAGCAGAAUGAAAGGAAAACAAGUACCUGUGGCAGGUAUGGGGCCAGGACAAGGUGCAAACGAUAAACAAAUGCACAUCCCUCUCUGAAGAGGGUCCUCGUGUUUUUGUUUUUUAAGAAAAACGAAUUGGAAGCUUAUCAUAGCCAUAAAUAACAAAGUGGCCUUUCGGAGAGAUUUUACUCAGUAGACUUUUUUUUAAAUGUAACAUUUUGUUUCAUUCUGAAAGUUACUUCAGUGUCUGUUGAGUAUAAGUAGAUGCAGAUUUCAGAAAGAUUACGAAUUUAAGAAGUCGUGGGAAUUUUGCUACAAAUGUGCUGGACCGCUGGCUAGAUAAGCAGAUGUUCUCUCCUGACAAACCUACCCUGUUUUUAGGCUCUCAGUGCAGGCCAACCCCCUCGCAGGGGCAGACGCACCACAUGUGCCCUGGGUUUGAGAGCCGCAGGCCCUCUGAUGAGGCACCAGGUGGCAGUCUGACCACCACAGUGGCACCUUGGGUUGAGGCCCUUGCUGCCUGGGCAGGUCCUCUGUCCAGGAGGUGGGAGUGCUGCAUGCAUCUGUGUUUCUCAACCUAAGGU
Aethalodelphis obliquidens (Pacific white-sided dolphin) is the source of this 5607-nucleotide messenger RNA. RefSeq names its product Rho guanine nucleotide exchange factor 7 (gene ARHGEF7). The record is from RefSeq and is a predicted model, not a curated record. Gene Ontology annotation, biological process: lamellipodium assembly. Gene Ontology annotation, cellular component: cytoplasm; lamellipodium. The transcript is spliced from 19 exons. Lineage: Eukaryota; Metazoa; Chordata; Mammalia; Artiodactyla; Delphinidae. Gene Ontology annotation, molecular function: protein binding; guanyl-nucleotide exchange factor activity. Bases 67 to 2259 code for a protein of 730 amino acids.